Molecule: messenger RNA, 2867 nt
Organism: Durio zibethinus
Lineage: Eukaryota; Viridiplantae; Streptophyta; Magnoliopsida; Malvales; Malvaceae
Product: inactive poly [ADP-ribose] polymerase RCD1-like
Molecular function (GO): NAD+ poly-ADP-ribosyltransferase activity
Source: RefSeq, a predicted model, not a curated record
CAACAUAAUGUGUGACAGCUGGAACAUUAUCACUUUUCCAACGAGCGUUCAUUGUGGGAUUCCCCUUUGCGUCUCGUCCAAGGAAGAGAGAGAAAAAACUGCAAGGAAAAGAUUUAAAGGAAAUGAGAGAGAUGAGACACAAAGCCGCCGACUCUCUGAAGAAACCUUCAAAGUCUGGCGAGGAGAGAAGGAGUAAUUUUUUAUUAACGGCGUCGUCUUUUAUAUUGAAUUAGGGUUUGCGAUUUUUCUUUUUUUCUUCUUCUCUCGCUUCCUCAGAGUCCCCUCUCUCCCAAAAAAAAAAAAAUCAAAAUAAUAAAAAUAAAAGAAGAACCCUCUCUUAUGCAAAAAGAAUCACUACAAAAUUUAUCUCAUCGGCAGGUGCUGUUAUUUGAUGCAAUAGGAGGCAGGGCUACUUAAUGCUGUGGAUGAAAUAAGGAAGUUGCUUUCUUUUAUGUGAAUUAACUUUGUAAAGAAAAAAGAAGAGCAUGCACAAGAUGAAAAUGUGCUAUAUGAACAGGAUGGAAACUAACUGCAGUUCUAGGAUUUGCAUGUCAAGUUUUAGGAGGCAUUUUCUUUGAGACUGGUAGAAGGCUAGACUUUGUUUUCACUUUUGCACUAGAAGCUUUGGUUUUAAACUUGUUGAUAGGGAUUGAUCUAGGUAGAAAUGGAAGCACCGAACGCCACGGUAUUGGAUAGUAAGCCUGGGGUUCUCCACAUCAAGCAAACCAAGAGAAAGUGGACAGCACAGCAUGCAACGUAUUUUCCUGGAUCUUCUCAUGUUAUAUCAACACAAUUGCCCGGCUUGAGUUUAUUAUCCCAGAAACAUGGCAAGCGGAGGAGAUUGGAGGAUCAUAAAGGCAAAGUUGUGAGUUGUGGUUAUUCUUCAAAAAGAUCUUUGUUGCUUUGCUAUUCAAAUUUUAGGAAAACAGGAAUUCCAAAGCGCAUAAUGAUCUUUGAGAAAGGUGAAUGGACUGAUUUUCCCCAUGAUCUCAUCGCCUUAAUUAGGAAAGAUCUUGAUGCGAAGAAGCCAGCUAUUGAGCUUGAGAAAGAUGGUCAAUCUUUUGUUCUAGAUUUCUUGCACAUGUUUCGACUGGACUGUAAAACUGGCUUGAAACAACCAAUUGCUUGGAUUGACGAGGCAGGUGGCUGUUUCUUCCCUGAAGCUUUUGCUGUUGAGGAUGAACCAUAUCAGUGUUGCGAACAUGAAUAUGAGAAUGAUCAAGAAUGCAUGUUUAAUGGAUUAUAUGCCAUCCCUGAGAUCAAGCUACAGGUUGAGAUUGACAUUAAUGGUGUUGAUCAAUCGAAGUUAAAGGAAUGUAGUGGAAAAUCAAGUUCUUUUGUUAGACAUUUUCAAAUUGUUCAAAAACCUGCCUCCAGUCAUUGUGCUGUAGAAGUUGCGGACAAUUGCAAGUGGAGUGCUGACUCAAAACCCAGCAAAGCUGUUGAGCAUAGUCAACAGAAAAGGAUUAACUUAGUCCCUGAAAAUGAGUUUGUGGAUGUAGAGAUGGAUGAACAGUUGGAUUCUUCAACUGUUGAGAAGAUGUUUCUUAUGGGUAUGAACCCUUGUGGAGGUAUGGAUAUUCUUGAUAUAAAACCUUGCUCCAGUGCUUCAACGCAAUAUAGAUUAGAGCGUUUCCAGGAGCAGGUUCAAAUUAUGGAGAAGUAUCGUGGGAAUGCAAAUGUUCAGUAUGCUUGGCUUGCUUCUUCUAAAGCUUUCCUCCCUGCCAUCAUAAGGCAUGGGCUUGGGCAUUGUGGUGUUUCCACAAUUCCAUACAUGUAUGGUGCUGGUGUUCAUCUUGCUACUGCAAAAUUUAGUAAUGCCAGUGCAAACUAUUGUGAUGUUGACGAAAAUGGGGUACGUUACAUGAUAUUAUGUCGUGUAAUAUUGGGAAAGACGGAGCUUCUUUGCCCUGGAAGUGGACGCUGUCUUCCUAGCAGUGAGGAUGUUGAUAGCGGUGUGGAUGAUUUUGAGCAUCCAAAGUACUAUAUUAUUUGGAACAUGAAUAUCAACACUCACAUUUAUCCAGAAUUUGUUGUUACAUUCAAGCUCUCCUCCAAUGUUAAAGGGCAUUUGAUAGGAAGUGAGACUAAUCAUGCUGUUUCAGGCAUCACAUAUUUGAAGCAACUACAGGAUCGUUUACCAUUAAUGUCAUCUGCUGGUGAAUUGGGGAGUAUUAAUCACCAAACUGCAGAUUCAGGGGGAUCCCAAGAAAAUGAUCCUACCCUGGGUUCAAACACUUCAAAGACCCCUAAAUCCCCUUGGAUGCCUUUCCCUAUGUUGUUUGCUGCUAUCUCAAAAAAAAUUCCUCAGAAAGAUAUCGACCAAGUCACUGAUCAUUAUGAACUAUUCAGGACAAAGAAGAUGAGUCGUGAUGAUUUUGUCAAAAAAUUGAGAUUGAUAGUUGGAGAUAAUUUGUUGAGGUCAACAAUAAUAUCUCUCCAAUGCAAGAUCCCAUCUAGGCAUGAAUUGGAGGUUGCAAAGCAGAACAUGGAGGGUCCUGACAGCCUUUGAGUUACCAUUUGACAUUUUGGUGUGGUAUGGGCUGCUGCAUGGUGACCCAAAGAAGUUUGACCUUCAGUUUGGUCUUUAUCCGGUGAUUGUCACUUCCUGCUUUUUUACUGAAAUGCGUCGACAUGAUGUGGAUGUGUUUGAAGGUACCGUAGGCUUAGAUCUGUAUUUUUUUUUUUUAAUAUGGUUUAAUUGCUAGAUAUAUCUCUUUAGUAGUAAGGAUUUGGCUAUGCCAAAACUGAAGACCUGUUUUCACCUGAACUGGCUUCCUAUCCCCCUAUCAUAGUUAUUUUUCUAAAUGUGGACAAGCUGCAUCGUUAUCUUAUGAUUAAAUAAUUGUUGCCUGGCACUUGUACUA